Molecule: messenger RNA, 1103 nt
Organism: Nycticebus coucang (slow loris)
Lineage: Eukaryota; Metazoa; Chordata; Mammalia; Primates; Lorisidae
Product: translation initiation factor IF-2-like
Exons: 5
Coding region: 1-999 (332 amino acids)
Source: RefSeq, a predicted model, not a curated record
AUGAGGGAAUGUGGAAGUGAAAGGAAAAGACGACAUGUUUGCGGCGCGGCGCGGGCCUGCGCGCGGCAGUCCCCGGGGACAGUCGGGGGGCGGGUCGGCCGCAGCCGCAGCGACCCACCCCCGCGCCCCCGCCGGCGCGCCGCCCGGGCUGCGGGGCCGGGGGCCGCGCGGGACACUCACCCUGGGUCCGGGCGCGGCUCCUGCGCUGGGGCCCUCGGCGGCCGGGCUGGGCUGGGGGCUCCUGGCUGCCCACCGCCCGGGCUGCUGCGCCCGCCGCCGCCUCCACGCGCGCCCGCCGCCCGCUCCGCCGCCCUCCCUCGGCUCCUCUCUUUCUCUCCGGCUGGAGGGAGCGGGUGGGGAAGGGCUCGGGGCCUGACUGCGGCCCCCGCACUGCUGGGGGGCGCCGAGGCGUGGCUGCUGACAGCGCUGGGGUCUGGUCGCGGGCGGCCCCCUGCAGGCAGCCUCGCCGCCUCCAGGCUCCGGGGCAGGCCGGACAGCCGGCCUCUACCCUCCGCGACUCCCGCCGUCCCCGCGCGUUCCCACUCCGACGCAGGGCCGCCACACAGGGUCAUUUAUUCCUGGGCACCCAGGCGUGCUUCUAAGACCUGCUCUGCCCUCAGCUUCUCCGGAGGAGUGGGGAGAAGACGGGAAAAGUUCCCAGAGCAAACUUGGUCACAUUUCUCAUUUUUCCAAGGAGGCCUACACUUGAUAGCUGUCCAGAUACCUCUGCAAAGUCUUCAGUCACCUCAACACCUAAAUGAGUCAGAGGGAACAACUGUCUCUUCUCUGUGGGGCUCUUUACCCAAAUCUACUGUCCAGAGACAGAGCCGGAAGUCCUCAGUCUUAAAGGCAGGAGAGGGUUUGAAAAACAGCCCAAGAAAAAUCAAGCCCUCAACUGAAAAGGAAAGGGAGCUCCAGAUUCAGGAAGACUUACCCUUUUGCAACCAAGGGUACAAGGUAUGGAGUUAUGGUCGCUAUCUUGUGAUGACAGGAAAAUGAAACCCACGUGGAGGAGAGCAGAGCUGAGAAGGUGGGACUUAGCUCCUUGAUCAACCUGCAGACCUAAUCCUGGGCUUUUCUGCCCUGUGAGUGAAUAAAUUUAU